Arabidopsis arenosa is the source of this 1138-nucleotide messenger RNA. NCBI's taxonomy places the organism in Eukaryota, Viridiplantae, Streptophyta, Magnoliopsida, Brassicales, Brassicaceae. The record is from the annotation of a GenBank genome assembly.
AGUCUUCACAAUCACACAACAUAUCCACAAAACACAACUUUCAUAAACAAAAAAUAUAGAAAUGGCGAAAGACGUGGAAGGACCUGAGGGGUUUCAGACGAGAGACUACGAAGAUCCGCCACCAACUCCGUUUUUCGACGCGGAGGAGCUUACCAAGUGGUCUUUAUACAGAGCAGUCAUCGCUGAGUUCGUAGCUACUCUCCUAUUCUUGUACGUCACCGUUUUGACUGUUAUCGGUUACAAGAUUCAGUCCGACAAAACCGCCGGCGGAGUGGACUGUGGCGGCGUCGGAAUUCUUGGCAUCGCGUGGGCUUUUGGUGGCAUGAUCUUUAUUCUUGUCUACUGCACCGCUGGUAUCUCAGGUGGUCACAUAAACCCGGCGGUGACGUUUGGUUUGUUCUUGGCACGGAAGGUGUCGCUGAUUAGGGCGGUGCUCUACAUGGUGGCUCAGUGUUUGGGUGCUAUUUGUGGAGUUGGGUUUGUGAAGGCUUUUCAAAGUUCUUACUACGUUCGUUACGGUGGAGGAGCUAACUCUCUAGCCGACGGUUACAACACAGGCACCGGACUCGCCGCAGAGAUCAUAGGAACAUUCGUGCUCGUCUACACAGUCUUCUCUGCCACUGAUCCCAAACGCAACGCUAGAGACUCCCACGUUCCGGUGUUGGCGCCACUUCCGAUUGGGUUUGCUGUGUUUAUGGUACAUUUGGCCACUAUUCCGAUCACCGGAACCGGUAUCAACCCGGCUAGGAGUUUCGGAGCUGCCGUAAUCUUUAACGAGAGCAAGCCAUGGGAUGACCACUGGAUUUUCUGGGUAGGACCAUUCAUUGGAGCUGCAAUAGCUGCAUUUUAUCACCAAUUUGUCCUCAGGGCCUCAGGUUCCAAGUCCCUCGGAUCCUUCAGAAGUGCAGCCAACGUCUGAGUUUAAGCCACAAAAAACAACAAUCAUAAUAACAACAAUUAUAAAAUGAUUGUGUUAUUAUGUAUGUAUGUACAAAAAAUUGGCAACUUUGCUUGUAAAACUAUGCCCUGUUUUCUUAUUUUGUUUUUUCUGCUUUCAUUGUGGUGUAAUACUUUGAUAUGUGCCAAUGCCAAGGUUUGUGUACUCUGGUAAAACAAUUAAUGAAACCAAAUUGUUUUG